AUGCAGUGCAUACCAUACACUUUUUCACUACCCAAGGAGAGACGUGCCAUUAGACCUCUAUAUCCUCCUGGUGGUGGAUAUGGCUGGUUCACUGUAUCUGCCUUUCUUGUGCUUGGGCUGAAGUUUGGUGUAAUCCAGUCUUUUAAGGUUUUCCAAUGGAAUUUUACCACCACUUUUACCACCACUACAAUGGCAGGCAGCCAAACAUCCAUCUCUGUAGCAACUGUAUACACUUCGGCUCCAGUUGGCUCUGCGUUCAGUGCAUGUAUUGGCCACAGAGUUGUGGUGAUGCUGGGAGGACUGCUGAGCAGUGGCAGGGUUGGUGGAGUAUACACUCAAAAUCUGCUCCAACUAUACAUCACUGUGGGCUUUCGGACAGGUUUUGGAUAUGCUCUGACCUGAACCCCCACUGUAGCCAUGCUGGGCUGCUAUUUUUAGAAUCCGCAGCCUGUUGCCAAAUUUCUUUCCAGCACAGGUGAAUGAAUCGUCACUUUCCUUUUCACACUUUUCUUCCAAUUUCUAGUGGACCAUUAUUCCUGGAGGGGUGCCAUGCUAGUGUUGGGAGCUGUGCAGCUGCCAUGUGAGUGUGGUGCACUUCUGUGGCCACUGACUAUCCUCUCUGGUGAGCUUUCAACAGAUCCAGGCAGACUCAAUCUACAGCUCCUGACUCAUGAAGAAAAUCCAGCAGUAGACCAGAAGCCCCUAAGAAGCAAGAUUCUACACUAUGUUGACUACACAUAGUUACUUGACAACCCUUAUUUCAUGGUUUACUCAUUGUUGUUUGCAAUGUUUGAUUUCUUUGCUCCUGCUCUAUUCCUUGCACCCCUUGCUCACAAACAAUAUUCUAACAAUAUAUCACAAGAGCAUGGAGGCUUUAUAGACAAAACCAGCAGCUUUAGCACAGGCAUUCUGCAGGAAGGCACUGCUCUUAUAAUCUCUGCAAUGCUCCAGCUGCAUUAGAUUUCCAGGAAGUCACAUGGCAAACAAAACUAA
Messenger RNA from Tachysurus vachellii, 993 nucleotides. RefSeq lists its product as uncharacterized. The record is from RefSeq and is a predicted model, not a curated record. Gene Ontology annotation, molecular function: monocarboxylic acid transmembrane transporter activity. Lineage: Eukaryota; Metazoa; Chordata; Actinopteri; Siluriformes; Bagridae. Gene Ontology annotation, biological process: transmembrane transport; monocarboxylic acid transport.